AAAACCUGUAAUCAUAGGUGUCCAAAAUCUCUAAUUAGAAAGCUUGGCAAAAUUAUCAAAGAGGUGAAACAGUUAAAUGAUAUAUAAAAGCUGGUUUGGUCUUAACCUAUGUUCUUAGGCAACAAUUCAUAUUCCCUAGAAAGCUAGUAACUUAAGACAAAGUGAGUAAAUUUAAAGCGGUUGAAGAUGAUUCAUGUCCACUGAUAAUCAGAAAAUGAACAUUUAAUCAUAUCUUUUGUUUCCAAUUGCCCUCACAGUGCCAAAAUUUUCGAUCAAGUUGAAUUAAAGAAUGAAGAUUAUCGAUGCUCAUAAGGAAUGCGUCAUUGUCAUGUGCUGGAUGUUUCAUCUUCUUCUUCGGACCAAUAUCCAAUAUCUACAUGGUUCUAGUGUGGCGGUUGGGGUUGGGGUUGGAGGAGGGUUUGAUACUCUUGCACUUUUCUUGUUUCUUGGUGCUGCUGCUGUUCAGGAAGUUCCUUGGUGGAUCUUGGGAUGAAAAUGGUGACUAUUCUUAACUUUAUUUGAUACUUAAAAAGAAGCAUCUCAUACCAUUGUAAUUAACUCAGUUUCAUCUGUAUAUUGAAGAAGAGGAGCAUAAAUUGAUUUCAUUUUAAAAACACUUCUGGUUUCAUCUAGAUCAAAUAUAUCUGAAAAUUUGUCAAUGAAUUUCUAGAUGCAACAUAUAUAUUCAUUCAGAUACAUGUUUGAUGUGAGAUGUGUAAUUGUAUCAAAAUUGGCUUAUUAGCUAGUACUAUGAGAAAAGAAUGCACAAGGCUCCCCCCCUUAUAAGCAAUAUUAUGAAUGGUUAUCUUGCUUCUCUCUUUGGAAGAAUGAUUCAGAUGGUUUUUGGAGGGAUUAAAGUUGUUUGUGGGAUGGUUGGAACUGUAGUUGGAGGUUAUGUUCUUGAUCUCAUGUCUUCCACAAUCUCCAAUGCUUUUAAGGAUUAUACUAAAAACUGGAGGAUCACAGCUCUUAUUUUAACAUCUGUUCUUUUUCUGGCAGCCUCAACAUGGUUCUUAGGGAUCUAUGUUCACAAGACAGAUAAAUUGUUGGAGGAUCCAGAUGAGAUAACUGACAAGUGUAUCAAAACACAUUUGAUUGAAGAGAAAGCUGAAAAAGUCGAAACAGCAGGGGAACUAUAAUAGACGGGCAUUGCAGGAAUUACAUGUUGUGAUGUGCGUUUUCAAGUAUUUGUACAUUAUUGUUAUAAUCUAUUACUUUUCUGGGAGCAAGCCAUGUAUUAUUAUUAUAUAGUGAUAUUUCAAAUUAUAAAACUUUGUUUGGAAACGUAUUCAAUAAUAAAAUGCUGGUAACUUUCAGUUUAUUUUGACAGACAGGUCUUUUAGAAGUUAAUUUCCACUUUAACAAU
Messenger RNA from Impatiens glandulifera, 1366 nucleotides. RefSeq names its product probable sphingolipid transporter spinster homolog 2. Bases 762 to 1139 code for a protein of 125 amino acids. The record is from RefSeq and is a predicted model, not a curated record. NCBI's taxonomy places the organism in Eukaryota, Viridiplantae, Streptophyta, Magnoliopsida, Ericales, Balsaminaceae. The transcript has 3 exons.